AUGGUUACAGAUGGCGAGCUCGUGGAGAGGCUGCGGACCACCGCGUCCGUCCGCCGCCAGCUGGAGGCGGACUUAGACCUCGAUCUCAGCGACAAGAAACCGUUCAUCAGAGAACAGGUCGAUCUCUUCCUCAGAGAACUCGAGAACGAGAACAAAGAGGAGCAAGGGGAGGAGGAGGAAGAAGAAGAGAAUGCAGCUAAAGAAGAAGAGGAAGAGGAAGAAGAAGAAGGGAGCGAAGAGAAGGAGGACGAGGCGGAGGAAGAGAAGAGCAAUGCCGGGAGCAGUAGCAAGCUAGGAUCAAAGAGUAAGGUUAAGAAAAGGGGUGGUGGAGGGUUCACCAAAGUAUGCAGUCUUUCCCCACAACUCCAGGAGUUUCUUGGUGAAACUGAGUUGGCCAGAACGGAGGUGGUGAAGAGAAUCUGGGCCUAUAUUCGUGAAAACAGUCUGCAAGAUCCAAGCAACAGGAGAAAAAUAUUAUGUGACGAGAGAAUGCAAAAUCUAUUCAAUGUGAAAAAAAUUGACAUGUUUCAGAUGAACAAAGCUUUGUCUAAGCAUAUUUGGCCUUUGGAUUCUGAAGCAGGUUCCAUCAAGCCAGCACAGAAGGAAAGGAAACCAAAAAAGGAGAGAGAAGCUUCAGAUGAAUCUCCACGAAAAGGCAAAAGGCAAAAGGGUUCUACAGGUUUUCUUGCACCGCUUCAACUUUCGGAUGCUCUCAUGAAAUUUAUUGGUACCGGUGAAACUGAAUUACCAAGGUCUGAUGUUGUGAAGAGAAUUUGGGAUUAUAUUAAAGAAAACAAUUUGCAGGAUCCUGCUGAUAAGAGGAAUAUCAUAUGUGAUGAGAAGCUGAAAGAGUUGUUUGAGGUUGAUUACUUCACUGGAUUCACUGUUUCAAAGUUGCUGACUGCACAUUUUAUCAAAAUGAAAUAGCAUGGAGACUCCCAUACUGGAAUUUAUGCUAAGCUCAUGUAAUGGGCAAUUUUGUUUAGAAGUGUUCCUCCGACAGAUGACAAACAAUGUUCUCAGGACUUCUCUGUACAUAAAUAAGGUAGCUAGAACUCUAGACGAAUAUAAUAGAAAUAGCUGCUUCCAAGCGCAGAAAAUAUUUGUCAAAAAUUUCAGAUUGUUGACUUGUUGUCAACUCGGGCAAAUAUUUCACUGAACUCAAUUUAGAAUACGAAGGGAAUGCACAUUAUUUGUGCGUUUUAGUUGGAGGUAGUGGAUUAUGGUGGCAGGAUUACGAUACUGCAACAUUUGUUCCUCAUGCAUCCUUCCUUUACUUAUAGGUUGUUAAUAUUAUGCUAUGAACUAUGAUUUGCACUAGCCACUUAUUUUCGUAUCUUAACAGAAUAUCAAUAGCGAACUUAACUGUUCUAUUCUGACCUUUGUAUCAUUCUUCUGACUCCCUGGAUUGUCACAUAUGUAUUAUUUAUUUUUGGAAUAAUGUAUAAUAUUCAACAGGAUGAGUUGCCAUAUAAUCAGUUUUGCGUCAUCGAAGUCCUUCAUUAUUC
Molecule: messenger RNA, 1508 nt
Organism: Asparagus officinalis (garden asparagus)
Lineage: Eukaryota; Viridiplantae; Streptophyta; Magnoliopsida; Asparagales; Asparagaceae
Product: upstream activation factor subunit spp27-like
Exons: 7
Coding region: 1-927 (308 amino acids)
Cellular component (GO): nucleus
Source: RefSeq, a predicted model, not a curated record